Molecule: messenger RNA, 327 nt
Organism: Fulvia fulva
Lineage: Eukaryota; Fungi; Ascomycota; Dothideomycetes; Mycosphaerellales; Mycosphaerellaceae
Exons: 3
Coding region: 1-327 (108 amino acids)
Source: RefSeq, a predicted model, not a curated record
AUGCUGCCAGAGGACAUUGAUGAUAGAUUGUUCGCGAAGCAGGUUGAGGUUGUAGCAGAUGGUAUCUGCGACGCCCUAGUCCUCUGCUUCUUCGAAAAGCAACGCUCCCACCCCAGCGCCCCCUGGCGGGACCGUCAAAUGCGCAAAGUCGAAGGCGGUCUCGCCGCGCUCGCUACAUGGGUAGAUCAGAGCCCUACCAAGAACUUCAUCAUUGGCGACUCCCUUACCCUAGCAGACAUCGCAGCAGGAAGCGUCUUGGGUGCGAUGGUCCGAUCAUCCCUGGAUAACGCAGUAUCCCGGGUUGAAGAGGUAUUGGGAGGGUCUUGA